AGUCACGUGAUAUCCGCCUCCUGCUUGCUUUGGUUGGAUCUCUCUGCUCCCCUUUCUCUCGGCGGUGGGUCGGAGCCGCUGUCCCUGCUGCUGGCCUCGCAUGUUCCCCUCUAAAUUCCUGUUUUGAAUUUGAUGCCCCUCUUGUACAUUUUGAUUAUUUCACGCCUCUGUUAGGCCACCACUCGGGCGUCUUAUACACUGGUGUUUUACCCCCACCCCACCACCCCCCUCUCCUUGUAUUCAUCGUUUGGAGACUUACACCCGAGCAUGGCCGUGGUGAGCGGAUCGUCUGGGCCGGUUGCCCGGCUCGAGGGCCGUGAAUUCGAAUACAUGAUGAAGAAGCGCUCGGUGACCAUCGGCCGGAACUCCUCUCAGGGCUCCGUGGACGUGAGCAUGGGGCACUCCAGCUUCAUCUCACGGAGGCACCUGGAGAUUUUCACCGUCAGCGACGACGGCACCGGCAGCGGGGACUUCUACCUGAGGUGUCUGGGUAAAAACGGGGUGUUUGUAGACGGAGUGUUCCUCAGACGGGGCGCCCCUCCUCUGCAGCUCCCACGAAUGUGCACAUUCAGGUUCCCGAGCACAAAUAUCAAGAUCACGUUCACGGCCCUGUCCAGCGGGAAGAAGGCGAAGCGUGAAGCUCCAGAGUCCCCAGUGAAACCAGUCCAGCCACAGAUCUCCCCGCUGACCAUCAACAUUCCAGACAACAUCGCUCACCUCAUGAGCCCGCUGCCAUCGCCCACUGGCACCAUCAGCGCUGCUAACUCAUGCCCCUCCAGCCCGCGGGGUGCCGGCUCCUCAGGCUACAGGAUGGGCGGUCGUAUGGUCAGCUCUGCAGAGCUGCAGCUCAUGAACGACAACUCUCAGCCCGAGAACGACAAAGACGCCUCUGGAGGGGACAGUCCUAAGGAUGACUCCAAACCUCCGUACUCCUAUGCACAGCUGAUUGUCCAGGCUAUAACGUUAGCCACAGACAAGCAGCUCACACUAAACGGAAUCUACAAUCACAUCACAAAGAACUAUCCCUAUUACAGGACUGCAGACAAGGGCUGGCAGAACUCGAUCCGUCACAACCUGUCUCUGAACCGUUACUUCAUCAAAGUGGCGCGGUCGCAGGAGGAGCCGGGGAAAGGCUCGUUCUGGAGGAUAGACCCGUCCACGGAGGCCAAGCUCAUCGAGCAGGCUUUCAGGAAACGAAGGCCCCGGGGUGUCCCCUGCUUUAGGACCCCACACGGACCCCUCUCUUCCAGGAGUGCCCCUGCGUCUCCCAAUCACUCGGGCGUCCUCUCUGCUCACUCCAGCGGCGUCCAGACCCCCGACAGUCUGUCUCGAGAGGGUUCCCCAGUCCCCCUGGAGAUGGACACAUCCUCCACUCCCGCGCCGGCCUCCACUCCGGCAGUCCAACCCAAACUGGCAGUCAUCCAGGAAGCACGCUUUGCACCAAACACACCAGCUUUCCUGUCUGUGUGUGCUCCAGGCUCGCCUGUCAACAACCAGCCGGUCCUAAUAGCAGUCCAGCGUCAGUUACCUCAGACCAUCAAGCCCGUGACUUACACCAUGGCGUCCCCGGUGAGCACCAGCAACUCUCAGCCGGCGGUCCAGACGGUCCACGUCCUGCAGCAGAUCCCUGCAAGCUCGCUCGGCCCGGCCACCGCCGUCAUCGCUCAGCCGGCCACCAUCGUCAAGAAGAGCGAGCUGCAUGAGAACGGAGAGCACACGGAGGUCAAAGUCAAAGUGGAGACGAUCCCCACCAUCACCUCUAUAGGCGGCUCCAGUCGUAUAAUCCAGACCGCCCCACAGUCCCUGCAGACCGUCACCAUCGUGCAGUCGGCUCCAUUAGGUCAGCACCAGCUGCCAAUCAAGGCCAUCACGCAGAACGGCACCCACAGCAUCACCACUGCCAUCCAGGGAGCCAGCGCCGCUCCAGUUGUAGCGAGCCCUCUUCACCUGCUGGCCACCCACGCCUCGGCCUCGGCCUCCCUCCCCACCAAACGACAGAUCGCGGACCAGCCAGCCAGCGAACAGCCGGACGCCAAGCGCAGCAAAUCAGAGAACGCCGAGGCGGCUCCACCUGCCACCGCCAACGCCGCAGACUCGGACUCGUCGGCAGUUAACAACCCCGGCAGCCGCCUCGAUUAGUCUGUACAAACCCCACACACCACCAAUCCCCACCCCUCCACAUCCAUCACCACUCUCUCCUAAUCCUCCCCUCUUUCACAGUUUCUCUCUCUUGUUUCUGUCGUUUGUUUUGUUCCUCCUUUCUUCUUCUUCUUCUUCUUCUUCUCCUCCUCCUCCCAUCGACUCCCGAGGUGCCAAACGGAGACGUUUCUUUUCCUUUCACUUCUGUUCGAGAGCGUCAAAAGGAAAAAAAAAAAAAAGAAAAAGAAAAAGUCCACCCCUUUAAAAGACUGGAACGUGGGUUGAUAACAAAAAAUAAAGAACUCAAAGGUGUCCCCUGUGAGCCACUGAAAACAGGAGAGUGACUCGAAAAAAAAAAACAACCAAGACCACAGGAAGCCUUAACAACUUUUAACCCUUAAAGAGCUGACCUUUGACCUCACAAUAGUGCAGCAGGGAGAGUCUGCAGCUUGGCUCAGGCUGGAACGCCGCCUUUCUGUCGCUUCUACCUCAGAGCAGAUCGGAGAUGCCGGCAUGCCAGCGGAGGACGUUCCCCCCCCUUCCCUUCCCUUCCCUUCCCUUCCCUUCCCCGCCCCGCUGGGACCUGUCGGGGACGGCUCUGGACCAACGGAGCGGGCAAGCAAGACGAAGAAUUAACGGUUAGAAGAAAAAAGAAACGUUUAAAACCAGAAAGGGAUCAAACUCGGAGCCAAUAUUCCUGAAACUCUGGCAGCUAGCCUCUCACAUACUGUCCUUCCUUUUAUUGCAGCUGUACGUAGAUAUGCAGUAUUUUGUUGUCCAAAUGUGGAGCAUAGGAUUUUUUUUUUUUUUAAUGUAUUUUCACUUAUCUAGAUAAUUUAACAAAAAGGAAGCGUACAAAACGACGAGGUCGAAGACAUUUCGGUAACUAAGUUAGACUUUUUUUUUACGUGGACUUCUUUCUGUUUUUUCCGUUCGGUGAAACAGUGUACUAGUUUUUCAUAAUAUGUUUCCUCUUUUACCCCCUCGUUCUGACAUAUCCGUAUGAAAUCUUGCUUAGUUAUACCUACAUAUUUUAAUACUUGCACAGAUAACCGAUAUAAGCAUAUGAAAUCUCCAUGUGUAGUUCCAGAUGUUGACCUUUUGCAUGUAUCCGACAACAAGAGAAACGUUGUAAAAUUGAACAGAGGGAAAAAAAAAAAACCCUGCUUUGUCCAAACCAGACCUGCACUUGAUUCAAUGU
Molecule: messenger RNA, 3340 nt
Organism: Notolabrus celidotus (New Zealand spotty)
Lineage: Eukaryota; Metazoa; Chordata; Actinopteri; Labriformes; Labridae
Product: forkhead box protein K2-like
Exons: 9
Coding region: 268-2139 (623 amino acids)
Biological process (GO): regulation of transcription by RNA polymerase II
Molecular function (GO): DNA-binding transcription factor activity, RNA polymerase II-specific; protein binding; RNA polymerase II cis-regulatory region sequence-specific DNA binding
Source: RefSeq, a predicted model, not a curated record